Molecule: messenger RNA, 477 nt
Organism: Candoia aspera
Lineage: Eukaryota; Metazoa; Chordata; Lepidosauria; Squamata; Candoiidae
Product: baculoviral IAP repeat-containing protein 5.1-like
Exons: 4
Coding region: 1-477 (158 amino acids)
Source: RefSeq, a predicted model, not a curated record
AUGCAGGACAAAGGAGAUGCAACUUUUGGUAUGGCCAGGGCUGGCUUCAUCCACCGUCUGCAUGCAGAUGAACCUGAUGUGGCUAAGUGCUUUUUCUGCCUGAUAGAGUUAGAGGGCUGGGAGUCCAGUCAUGAUCCCUGGCUGGAGCACUCCAAGCGUAGCAAAGACUCGUGUGGGUUUUUGUCCCUUUCAAAGAAUUUUGAUGAUCUGACAGUGGAGGAAUACUAUGAACUAGAGAUGGAAAGGGUCAGAAUUUUUAUUUGCAAAACUGGCAGAAGUAUAAUAAACACGUUUGAAAAAGAAGCAGCUCUAACUAGGAAGCGUCUUGUGGAUCAUUUCAUGAAUAAAUACCAGUACGCUCCAGAAGCAGAGACUUCUGCAGUUUGCAACAAAAGGAAAUUGUGUGCUAACCAACAAAUAGAAGAGAAUGGAUUGCAGGUGAUAGUCUCCUGUGAUAACAAGCACAGCCAGAGAUAA